Molecule: messenger RNA, 2424 nt
Organism: Penicillium diatomitis
Lineage: Eukaryota; Fungi; Ascomycota; Eurotiomycetes; Eurotiales; Aspergillaceae
Product: putative serine/threonine protein kinase (Prp4)
Exons: 3
Coding region: 1-2424 (807 amino acids)
Biological process (GO): mRNA cis splicing, via spliceosome; peptidyl-threonine phosphorylation; peptidyl-serine phosphorylation
Molecular function (GO): ATP binding; protein serine/threonine kinase activity
Source: RefSeq, a predicted model, not a curated record
AUGGCGUCUCGCGAUCACUCGAGGUCCCCAUCGACGCUUUCUGAGGGUGAGAUUAUCGAAUCAGGCUCAGAGAUGAAGGCAACUACGUCAAAACCUCCUCUUAAUGGCACCAGCGUUGACCGUCCCCCCAGAGAUAGUUCUUCCUCGGCGCGGAGAUCUCCCGGAUCUUUGAGAGGCAGCAAAUCGCCUCGACGACGCAGAUCGUGGACAAGAUCCAGAUCCCGCUCACGCUCACGUUCGCCAUACCGUGACAGCAAAGGCUCGAAGCGAAGACGCGAUGACAACUAUGACGGACCUCAUGAUCGCCGCCCUCGACACGAGCCCUCGUCGCGUCGAUAUGGGUCGCGAUACGAUGACAGACCCCAUGAUCGAAAUGCGCCCCCUCGCCGGCUGAAAUCAUACCAUGACUACGAUCGUGAGGAUAACUAUGGCGAGAGCCUCCAGUACACUGAUGACUACGACCGUCGCAGGGAAAAACAACCGCGCACCCGCAGUCGAUCACCGUAUCGCGACGUCAGAAAACCGAAACAGUAUGACGAUCCGAUGCCGAGUGCGGGUGGUGCAAGAACUGCUGGAGACACGAGGUGGCGCUCGACUACUGACCAGGUUGUGAGCGAAAGAGGAAAGACCCCAACAGGCACUCGCGAACCAGUGGUUGGUGCUGAAACACACAAGACUCAGGUGCAGCAAGUCCCUCCGAGGCGUGCGCAUUUUGCCGAUGAUGCGGAUACCCACAUGGCAGAUUCGACAGCAGACGCACAGCCGGUCGAGCCGAUGGAUGAGGCGGCCGCUUUGGAAGCUCGUCGUAAACGGCGCGAGGCAAUCAAAGCCAAGUACCGCAGCCAAGCCAGUCCGAUGCACCUGAGGGCCCUGCAAGUUCCCGAUGGCGAGACGGACUCAUCCGCAACCGGGACCGAGCCUACGAAUGCAAGCACACAUGGGAGCCCCAGUUCCCCGCGACUUUCAUCUGCACCCAAUACUCCAAGCGAGCAAAUUGGGGAUGCCCUCUCUGACUUUACAAUUAGCAAAGAUGCAGAUCUGGUCAACUCCACUGCUCCUACAGAUGCGACCGAAACGGACGAGCCCUCUGCUGCGGAUUAUGAUCCCAUGCUAGAUACCAAGCAGGAACGCGAAAAAGCCAGUGGAGCCAAAUCAGCAAACGGCGACGUCCCAUCGGCCGCCUACGACGAGACACAGACCACCAGGCAGGACAUUCUUCUACCAGACACGGCCCCUCAACAAGCCCUGCCCUCGACGAAAGCCAAGGAUCCAUACGAUAUGUUUGCCGAAGAUGACGACGACGACAUGUUUGCCGAGGAAACCACUGGCGAACAGCCGGCCCACGCAUCGGCCACCGCGGUGCCACAGCCUCAAGAGUUGGACAUUAGCAUGAUGGACAACUGGGACGAUCCCGAAGGCUACUAUAAUGUACGGCUUGGUGAGUUGAUCAACGGGCGGUAUCACAUUACUCAAAAUCUCGGGCGAGGAAUGUUCUCUUCGGUCGUACGAGCGACCGAUUCAGUUACCGAGACCGUGGUUGCGAUCAAGAUCAUCCGCCAGAACGAUACCAUGCGCAAGGCCGGUAUGAAGGAGAUCGACAUCCUUGAGCAGCUACGAGAGGCCGACCCGGAGGACAAGAAGCAUGUCAUCAAGUUCAUCCGCUACUUUGACCACAAGGGACAUCUUUGCAUGGUAUUUGAGAACCUGAGCAUGAAUUUGCGCGAAGUCCUUAAGAAGUUUGGACGUGAUGUUGGGUUGAACUUGAGGGCGAUCCGUGCCUACGCGCAGCAGAUGUUCCUUGGGCUGAGCCUACUUCGCAAGUGUAACAUCCUGCACGCGGAUCUCAAGCCGGAUAACUUGCUGGUCAACGAACAACGAAAUGUCUUGAAGGUCUGCGAUUUGGGAUCUGCCUCCACCGCGUCGGAGAACGAGAUCACACCAUACCUUGUCAGUCGCUUUUACCGUGCGCCAGAGGUCAUUCUUGGUAUUCCUUACGACUUUGCCAUUGACGUGUGGUCCAUCGGCUGCACGCUCUUUGAGUUGUACACGGGCAAGAUCCUUUUCACGGGUCGCAAUAACAACCAAAUGCUCAAAUCAAUCAUGGAGUGUCGCGGCAAGUAUCCACCGAAGCUGCUCAAGCGAGGCUCGCUUUCUCACAUGCACUUUGACGAUAUGCUCAAUUUCCACAGCGCCGAGGAAGACAAACUCACCGGCCGUCCGGUCACUCGAAUCUUGGACUUUAAAAAGCCCACUCGGGAUCUCAAGACGCGUCUGAUGGGGAAAGGGACGAGGGGGAUGUCGGACACGGACGCCAAGGAUUUGACAUUGUUCGUGGACUUUCUGGAUCGUUGCCUGACUUUGAAUCCGGAGAAGCGUUGCACGCCUGCCGAAGCGCUUAAGCAUCCCUUUUUGAAUCGGAAGUAG